CUGCGGUCUAAAUUAAGAAGCUCUGUAACCUUGCAGGGGUAUGUUGUUCUGUGAAGCACAGAUGUACCUACCGUUUCAAAAAAUGAAAAUGAUUUAUUUGAUUUUGUUUUUAAUGAUAUUUGCUGCUGAGCGGACACCAGCAACAACAGAUUUGCCAACAACUACAACUACAGCCACAACUACAAGACUUGAACCAACUACAACACUUGCACCAGCUACAAAAACACCUGCACCAACUACAUCAACACCUGCACUAACUACAACACCUGAAACAACUACAAUACCUGCAUCAACUACAACAACACCCGAACCAACUACAACAACACAUGCACCAACUACAACACCUGCACCAACUACAACACCUGAAACAACUACAAUACCUGCAUCAACUACAACAACACCUGAACCAACUACAACAACACAUGCACCAACUACAACACCUGCACCAACUACAACACCUGAAACAACUACAAUACCUGCACCAACUACAACACUUGCACCAGCUACAAAAACACCUGCACCAACUACAUCAACACCUGCACUAACUACAACACCUGAAACAACUACAAUACCUGCAUCAACUACAACAACACCUGAACCAACUACAACAACACAUGCACCAACUACAACACCUGCACCAACUACAACACCUGAAACAACUACAAUACCUGCAUCAACUACAACAACACCUGAACCAACUACAACAACACAUGCACCAACUACAACACCUGCACCAACUACAACACCUGAAACAACUACAAUACCUGCACCAACUACAACAACACCUGAACCAACUACAACAACACAUGCACCAACUACAACACCUGCACCAACUACAACACCUGCACCAACUACAAUACCUGCAUCAACUACAACAACACCUGAACCAACUACAUCAACACCUGCACCAACUAGAACACCUGCACCAACUGUAACACCACCUGAACCAACUACAACAACACAUGCACCAACUACAACACCUGCACCAACUACAACACCUGCACCAACUACAACACCUGAAACAACUACAAUACCUGCAUCAACUACAACAACACCUGAACCAACUACAUCAACACCUGCACCAACUAGAACACCUGAACCAACUGUAACACCACCUGAACCAACUACAACAGCAACAGCAACAACAGGGGAUGAACGGAUGUAUGAAUCGACUACUGCAGGGGACCGCGCCCCAUGCUGCUUGACCGGAUGGAGAUCGAUGUUGGUUCUGGCUGCGGAAGGAGGUGCUCACCCCGAAUUGCUUGGGGAGGAAGUCGGUUCUGGAGACGAGAGUGGGCCUGAUGUAGUUGCCAAUUUGAUUACCAGUACCAUCACCACAACAUCCAUAGCCCUUAGUUGGAGUGCACCAAAUGGCAAUGCCAUUGGCUACAGGGUUGAAGCAAUAGGCAAUCCAUCCAAAAAUCUCACAGUGAAAACUUUAUUCACUGACAUAACUGGACUGGUACCUGGUAGCAAUUACACACUGCGGGUUAUCACUCUGGCUGCAGAUAAUGUUACAGAAGGAGAUGCAGUGACAAUCUCAAGAUUCACAAGGCCUGAUGUAGUUGCCAAUUUGAUUACCAGUACCAUCACCACAACAUCCAUAGCCCUUAGUUGGAGUGCGCCAAAUGGCAAUGCCAUUGCCUACAGGGUUGAAGUUAUAGGCAAUCCAUCCAAAAAUCUCACAGUGAAAACUUUAUUCACUGAAAUAACUGGACUGGUACCUGGUAGCAAUUACACACUGCGGGUUAUCACUCUGGCUGCAGAUAAUGUUACAGAAGGAGAUGCAGUGACAAUCUCAAGAUUCACAAAGCCUGAUAGUGUUACCAACUUGACUGCUAAAACCAUCACCAGAACAUCCAUAACCCUCAGCUGGAGUGCACCCCCAGGAUAUGCACAUGAAUACAGGGUUGAAGCAAUAGGAACUCCAAGCAAAACUGUUACAGUGGACACUUUAUUCGCUAAUAUCACUGGGCUGCUCCCUCUUAGCAAUUACACCCUGCAGGUCAUCGCUGUGGCUGCAGAUAGGCUAACAGGAGGAGACGCAGUAGCAAUAGUGACAUUUACAAGUGGGCUGGAUGUUACUCUGAGAAUGCAAUUAUCUGUUUCUGCAUCAGCCAAAAAAGAGGAAAAGGAACUGGAAAGCAUGAUUUUACCAGAGAUAAAAAAGUAUAUUCAGCAGUAUCUUGUAGGCAACAGGUUUUAAUUUAACUUGGAAAGAACAAAGAAGAAAAAAUCCUUGAGCCACAACAAACAUUACGGCACUGGACAGUCUUCUCAGGAAAACCAUUACUUCACUAUCAGAAACCAGUGCCAAGAAAAUACACAUGGACAAUUCAUUUUUUUGAUCUCCUACUCUAUGUUUUCAAACUGUUCAUUUUCAUUUCUAUGUUUAAUAUAAUAAUAUAAUUUCUCACUGGUAAACGGACUGGCCCUGAUCCUUUCUCAUUGGUAAACGGACUGGCCCUGAUCCUUUCUCAUUGGUAAACGGACUGGCCCUGAUCCUUUCUCAUUGGUAAAUGGACUAGCCCUGAUCCUUUCUCAUUGGUAAACGGACUGGCCCUGAUCCUUUCUCAUUGGUAAACGGACUGGCCCUGAUCCUUUCACAUGUGUUUGGAAUUGUACUCAUGUUUAUGUUUGUUAGGGACAGAGGGUGGAUGACAAUGAAAUAAGAAGGGGGUCUUGUCUCCCACCCUGUUUUUAUAUCUGUAUGUUUUAGUGGUUUAUUCUGUUUUUAUUUAAUUCCACUGUUCUUAUAUAGUCUUUCAUAUUUGUUAAUCUGUUUAUUUGUGGGACAGGAUUGUGAAUACUGAAGAUCUCUCUCUAUCACUGACACUAGUUUAUUAUUAUUAUUAUUAUUAUUAUUGUUACUGUUUUUAAUGUGGUUUCUAAUUAAACAUUAUAUCUGUG
This is a messenger RNA of Acipenser ruthenus (sterlet), 2910 nucleotides long. RefSeq names its product mucin-2-like. NCBI's taxonomy places the organism in Eukaryota, Metazoa, Chordata, Actinopteri, Acipenseriformes, Acipenseridae. The record is from RefSeq and is a predicted model, not a curated record. The transcript has 8 exons. Gene Ontology annotation, molecular function: protein binding. Bases 41 to 2206 code for a protein of 721 amino acids.